Messenger RNA from Dovyalis caffra, 228 nucleotides. Lineage: Eukaryota; Viridiplantae; Streptophyta; Magnoliopsida; Malpighiales; Salicaceae. The record is from the annotation of a GenBank genome assembly.
AUGCGUGAACGCAAUAGGCACAUGAGAAGAUUUGCUGCCAAUGCAACAAAUGGACGGUUUGAUGCACUUCUCGCGAAAAGGGAUGUUGACAAUAUUAAGAGGGAUGUAAAUCCUUCAGCCUAUCAGCAUGCAGAGACAUGUGACAAACUUGAAGAACGCCCACUACCUUCCUAUGAGCCCAAGCACCAACAUAACCGGAACACAGUUUUCCUUGAUGACACCAACUGA